GAAGAAGAGUCUCCGGACCAUAGACCGGGAGUCCUCAUGGAGGCUGCAGGAAGUAAUGCCACAGGUUGUAAACAAACUGUGAGCCCAGUUUGAACAGUGUGGUGUCGUCUUGUGUUUGUCGUUUCACUUCUCAGGAGUUUAAACAGGCGGUGAACCACGGUGCAGGAUGGUGCAGCUGCAUGUGAAGCGCGGAGACGAGAGCCAGUUUCUUUUCAGCACCACCGUGGACGCGCCUCUGGAGACGGUGAUCCAGCAAAUUACAGCCAUUUACAACGGGAGACUGAAAGUGGACAGAAUAUGCUCAGAGAUCCCGGAGCUUGCAGACCAUGGCAUCACACUGCCACCUAACAUGCAGGGGCUGACAGAGGAGCAGGUUGUGGAGCUGAAACUGAGAGAUGAAUGGGAAGACAAGUGUGUGCCGAGCGGAGGGCCUGUAUUUAGGAAGGAUGAGAUUGGGAGGAGGAAUGGACAUGCUCCAAAUGAUAAAAUGAAAGAGGUACUGAUGAAAACAAUGGAGGAAGCCAAAGCACUGAUCUCCAAAAAACAAGUUCAGGCUAACGUUUGUGUCACCAUGGAGAUGGUAAAAGAAGCCUUGGAUCAGCUAAGGGGUGCCGUUAUGAUUGUGUACCCCAUGGGACUGCCUCCUCAUGACCCUAUCAGGAUGGAGUUUGAGGACCGGGAAGACCUUUCAGGAACACAGGCAUCUCUGCAGGUGAUCGCAGAGGACGAGUGCCAGCUAUGGUGGGCUGCCAAAGAGAUGCAGAGGGGGAAAAAACUGCAGGACUAUAUCGGCAAAAAUGAAAAGACAAAGCUUGUGGUCAAAAUCCAAAAGAAAGGGCAGGGGGCGCCAGCGAGAGAGCCGCUGGUCACUGAUGAGCAGCAGAAACAGAUGAUGCUGCAUUACCACAGAAGGCAGGAGGAGCUCAAGAAACUGGAGGAGGCAGAUGAUGAUAACUACCUGGACUCAGAGUGGUCAGACAGACAGGCCCUCAAAAAACAGUUUCAAGGCCUCACCAACAUCAAGUGGGGACCGAGAUAAGGACUACUACCACUCUGAUACUCGCUUUGGAGCUGCUGCUCUCACCAGCAGGAGAUGAGGUGGAGCUGAAUAUGUUCGGGUCUGCCUCCCUCAGCAAAGUCUGUGGCACUGUUGGAAUCAAGACAGAGGAUAAUCUUACAGUUGGUGAAUCUACAGUGGACCAUUAAUCAGCACCACUUCCCACGUCCAAACCUCAGAAUAAAACUGGGCCUGCAAUGGAAGUACACUCUCAAAUUAUAAACACUUUCUGUUCAGUUGUGUUGAUAACUGGCCAACAAGGUUAACACACAUUGUUUUGUGAUAGAUGGAGAUUUCUUCAGAGCCAGUCAGAAGAAUCCUUUCACCACCAGGCUAAAGUCACAACUCCAAAUUAUUAUACACCAACAAUGUGGCUGGAUGACCUCACUGGCAUUUGUGCCAGUUGCAGGAAGUUUACCAGGAUGUCAGACUCAACCCGCAAAUCCAAGCUCACAGUCUAUUAUUCCCUGCUACUGUGUUAUUGGGUGUGAUACGAUAAGACAAGCUGAUCAGCAGAUAAGAAUUCACUGUAGGAAACUGCAAACGUUCACUGUUGGAGCCGUCAGAUAAUGAAUAAGGCAAAAACAAAAACAGACAUGACGUGUUCCUCUUUGGAAAACUCUCUCAAAUCUAUCACCCGGCAUGUAAUUAUAUUUUGUGAAUGAGGAAGCACAAAGAGUCCUACCACAAGAAUAGAUCACGCUGAGGUACUUCCUGGUUCCUGGAAAGCAGGGGUCCCUAAAGGUCUGGUUGCUGACGGCAACAACACACUUCUGUUUGCUGUAGCAGGACUUGGACACCAAGUGUACAGCCUCGUGGUUGAGACACUCUGCAGGGAGCAAAAGAUAGAGAAACUCAGAGGCAACCACUGGAACAUGUUCUGAGAGUGUGUGAUUAAUACUCAGCAACCUCACUGAUAUUCAGCUGCGACAGCCAAACCACUGAUCCAGUCUUUAGCGGGACUUUGGUUGUAGUUUAACUUCGAUGAACUCACCUUUUUUUGGCAGCCAUCUGAGAUUUUUUUUCCCCCAGAAAAGCAAAUAUAUGAUUCAGUGCAUCUAUGUUUGUUUAAUGUCACAAUCUCCAAAUGUUUUAUUUCGCUCAUUCUAAAGUUUUUAAUGACCAGAUAAGUCACUUUUCCACUGUGGGAAAUGUUGAGUAAACUAUUUAGAGGACAAUCUUAACACUCAAAUAAAUAAUAAAACAGGGGAGAGUAAGUAUAAUGCAGUAAAUGGUAAUUGACAGAAUGACUUUGGACACAGCGCUGAUUUUGUUCACAAAGCAACAGUUUUUCUUUUUAAAUUACUGUCAGCUAACACUUCUGCUAAUUAACAGGAAAACUUAAUUUCCUCUCUUCCUCUAUGUAAAGUGCUAAAAUAAAAUCUAUUUUCAGAGUAGUUUUUAAAGCUUUA
Toxotes jaculatrix (banded archerfish) is the source of this 2469-nucleotide messenger RNA. RefSeq names its product cilia and flagella associated protein 298 (gene cfap298). Gene Ontology annotation, biological process: regulation of cilium movement. Bases 167 to 1039 code for a protein of 290 amino acids. The transcript has 9 exons. The record is from RefSeq and is a predicted model, not a curated record. Lineage: Eukaryota; Metazoa; Chordata; Actinopteri; Toxotidae.